CACGUUGAUGCCAAACCAAAAGGAAAACGAUGAACUGAAGAUCCAAGUGGAAUCGCCGCAUUGCGAAUUCACCGCAACUCCCACGUGCCUUUGUUUUAAUCGACCGGCCCCCCAGAAAAUUUGGCAAAAGAUAUUCUUCUCCAAACUCCACCACGAGCCGAAAGCAAUGACACUCAGAAGCAUAUAACUUGUGUAAGCCCCAAAAGGGAUAAAAACCAAUUAAAAUUCAAGAUGCCAUCGCCCUCCUCUUUCACUGUUGCCUACCCAAGUAGCAGUCACCCCUUCCCCCCCAGGCGCUCCCUCUUCGAUCCCCGCCUCAAGCGAAGACGACCCAGUAGCCUCACCCUCGCCAAGACGCAGGCGGGCUUCGUCGAGACCUGUUUCCUCCUCGUCACCACCACGAGCAGCAGCGGCCGCGGCAGCGAGGAGCGAGAGCAUCUGGGUAAGGGCCAAAACCAUACCUUUCUCCAGAAUCUCUACUCUUCCGUCGAGAGGGACGAAUCCCAGGGCCAAAGCCCGGAGACCCAGGAUCGGGAACGAGAUCAAGAUCCGUCCUUGGAACGAGGGGGGUACAAAAGGGCCAAGAAGCGCCGCAGGGGAAUUUUCACAAGCAUGUGGUGGGCGGACGUGAAGGCCGCGAUUGGGCAGAGGAUUAACUUGGAGGCGAUCGUCUGCUCGGCUUCCGUGAUUGCGAGGGACCGGCAUCUGUUGCUGCCGCACGUCUCUGUCCCUGAUAUACGCUACAUUGAUUGGGCGGAGCUGCAGAGGAGGGGUUUCAAGGGCGUUGUGUUUGAUAAGGACAAUACCCUCACUGCGCCUUAUUCGUUGAGGCUAUGGGGCCCUAAUGCUUCUUCGAUAGACCAAUGCAAAUCGGUCUUCGGUCACAAUAUCGCGGUUUUUAGCAAUUCUGCUGGGUUACUGGAAUAUGACCAUGAUGGUUCGAAAGCGAAAGCACUCGAGUGGGCAAUCGGGAUAAAAGUUAUAAGGCACAGAGUGAAGAAACCAGCUGGAAGUGCCGAAGAAAUUGAAAACCACUUUGGCUGUGAUUCGUCGCGCCUUAUAAUGGUGGGAGAUCGUCCCUUCACAGAUAUUGUCUAUGGAAAUCGAAAUGGAUUUCUUACUAUAUUAACCCAGCCCUUUAGUCUUGCUGAAGAGCCAUUUAUCGUGAGACAGGUAAGGAAACUGGAGAAUACCCUUGUCAACCAUUGGCUUAGGGGAGGAGUGAAGCCGACAAGUAACGGAUUGCUUCCAGAUGGCUCUCAUUGUGUGAAAGAACCUACAUCCUUGUAAAAAUCUUUUGUAAAUACAGGCAAUCCUUUGUUUCGUUGCUAAAUAUUGAGGUUCCUGUAGUUAAUUCAACGUGAUUGCUGCAUGGAAAUGCAUCUUUUUCCUUGUAGCUAAAUUUUGUUAGGUUGUCCAAUAUCUGAAUCCAAAAAAUUAGUGCCAGAAAGAGGUAGCGUAGAUAAAAAUUCUUGUUCUUCUCAAUUUCGUUAUUUACAGAAAUAAAUGUGCAAAAUCUGUGUGGA
This is a messenger RNA of Syzygium oleosum, 1526 nucleotides long. Its product is annotated as phosphatidylglycerophosphate phosphatase 1, chloroplastic/mitochondrial. The coding region runs from base 232 to 1290 and encodes 352 amino acids. The transcript has 5 exons. NCBI's taxonomy places the organism in Eukaryota, Viridiplantae, Streptophyta, Magnoliopsida, Myrtales, Myrtaceae. The record is from RefSeq and is a predicted model, not a curated record. Gene Ontology annotation, molecular function: phosphatidylglycerophosphatase activity.